UUUUAAAGUGGUGCACCUGGUGGGCUGACGCAAGCGGGCUGGCCAUGGACGCCUUGAUAGCGCUGGCGCGCGACUCGGCUAUCUUUGUCCGGACGGGGGCCGAGGUGUGUGGGCUGAUCCAGGACCGGCGGUAUCUGUGGUCUGCGUACAAGGACUGUGUCGUGGGCUCGGAGCUGGCAUCGUUCUUCCUCACCUUUGCGCUGGCAAGCAGCCGUGAGGAGGCAGUUGCGCUCGGCGAUGCGCUCAUCGAGCUUGGAGUCCUCAAGCAUGUGCUCGGACGGCACACGUUCAAGGACAAGUACUUGUUCUACGAGUUUGACGACCGCGCCAUCGCCGCGCUGCGGAGCUCGAUUCGCGACAUCCUGUCCGACGUGGAGACCGCGGCACGACCGUCAGUCCUAGGCGCGGCAGUGUCUGCACGAGUCCGCGGGGAUGACAAAGGACUGCCGGCCGCAAGCAUCGAUGUUGGCCGAGGCGCUCUGCGGCGCGCCGGACCCAGCUCGGGCGGAGCGCGAUCGCGGGCGGCGUCGGUGCUUCCGGAGCCUUCGGCGUCGAGCACUCGCAUCGCCCAGGUUGAGCUGCUGGCCGACUUGUACGUGGAGCAAAAGGUGUUUGUUGAGGCUGCCAAGCUGUACGCCUAUGCGUUAUCGUUGCGCCUGAGCAUGGCGGGCGACGGCGCCGAGAGCAAUAGCUCCGGCGAGCUGCACGCGGUCCAGCUGGGCGUGAUGGCACAGCGGCGGCUCCUUGUUCGGCUAUUUUUUGUCGAGUUUGCAUACCUGCAGCACAUGGCGGGCACGAUGAGCUCGAAGGAUGCGCGCGAUCCGAGCUCGCGCAAGCGGCUGAAGGCGUUCCGCGCCCGGGCGUUUGCGGCGUUUGAGUCGCUCACUGUGAGCGGCAAGGCGUCAAGCAAGCGCGGCGUGAGCAAAGGCAAAGGCAAAGGCAAGAGCGAUGGUGAUGACGACGGCUCUGCAGCAGCGCUGUCCAAGUGUGCCGAGGCUGUGCGGGCAAUGGCGCGGUCGCGCGAAGCGCUGAGACUCUCGCGGCUCAACGCGAUGAUCAUGCUCGAGUCGGGCGGAUCAGCGUCGGAUAUUUCAAUUUACUGCGCAGACACGGUCAUCAGCAUUUUCUCGGACAUGGUCCGUGGGGCGGUGAUGGAGCUUGGCCCGCCGCCGAGUGCGUAUGCGCUCGCAGUGGUCGGUGAUCUGGCCUGCCGCAACGUGGCGCUUUACCCGCGGCUGGACUUUGCGGUGGUGAUGGAGGACGACAGCGACGAGGCAUCGGCGUACUUUCACACGCUCUCCACCCUUGUCUUUCUCAAGGUCAUUGGGCUGGGCGAGACACAGGUCCAGGUCUUUGGCACACAGCGCAACGAGUUUGGCUGCUCGUUCGGCCUCUUCACGCCGGUCCACUUUCCCAACGAGGCGCUGGGCACGCCGCUCAAGCUGGCUUCACUUUUCCUCACCGGUUCGACAUUUGGCGGUGGGAGUGGGCCUGGCGGACCUGGACCAGGAAGCCCCGAUGCGCGACGGUCGCCGUUGAUCUCGCCUUCGCCGGCGUCGCCACCGGCGUCGGAGCUCUCGUUCUCGGUCCCGUGCAUUCCGCCGGGUGCGGUUGAUUAUUCGGUCUUCUGCCGCGCGUUUUACCCGAUGCGACUGGUAGCUGGCGAGUCGAACCUCUUGGCGCAGUUUCGGGCGUUGGUUGACACAGUGCUUGGCUGCCCGCUGCAAGACAUGUCGUACUCUGCGCUGCGGAGCGCGCCGCUGCGACCCGUGACGCCGGUGGCGGCGCGCGCAGACGACGAGAUGUUUGUCACUGGCUCGGUGGUGCGGCAUGUGCUGGCGACGGCGAUGAUCCGCGAAGCGGUGCACGCUUUUGAUGCACGCCGUAACGCAGCGUCGGGCGCUGUUUCGGUUCCAUACCUCCACGCGCGGCCGCUGGUGUGGGACCUACUCCAAGGUCUCAUUCACGGCCUCGCAUUCUACUUUGAGGUCGAUGAGGUCGACUCGUGCUGGAUGGCGGUAGAGCAGCUAACCUCGCAGGGGGUGCUCUCGCCGCAGCUCUCGGGCGAGCUGAUGGCGGCACUCUCGUUUGUGUACGUGCUGCGGCUGAAGCUGGCGCAGCACUAUGGAUGUGGGCGCGAGCUUGCGACGUCGCCGGUGCUCAAGCGGGCACAUGCCCAGCGGGUUGGCAACUGCGAGUGCGGCGGAUGGAGUGAGGCAUCGGGCUGCCGGCUCGCUGACGCGCCGCUCCUCUCUCACUCGCCGGUCUACGAGCUGUCGGCUAGCGAGGCCGAGGCGCUCGAGCACGCACUCCGACUCGGUCUUGCGCUCGCGUCUGAGCUGGAGCGGCUUGUCUCGGGCGUGCUCCCAUACUCGACGCCGCUGUUGGGCCACACGCUCGAGCCAGCGCUGGAGGCGAGCUCACUUGGCGGGCAGCUGAUGACAGCACAGGGCCUGGAGAUCAUGCAUGCCUUUUCGUCGGCAGCGAGAGUGUACGACGCUGUGGCCACCGAGAUUUGCGACGGUGUUGAGACGCUGCUCCCUGUCGAGAUGGCGGCACUGCAAGGAUGGGUGGCAUGGCGGCGUGGGCGUGCCGAGCUGGCGAAGCUGGCCGAUGGCCUGGCAGCCCCUGACACCGCGGUGGCACAUCUCAGCACUGCGCUGCAGUGGCUCGCAGACAUCGAGCGGCUUUCAGGCGACCCGGCCAAGGAUGUGGCACUGUACGGCGCCAACGCCGGAGCCGAGAGCUCGGGUGGAAGCGCAGCGACGUGGCUGGUGUGGUCGCUGAUGGGUUUGUACUCGCGGCCUGCCAUUGGGUACGCGCGGGCACUGGUCCUGGUGCAUGUCGGCAUGGCGUACGGGUAUGGCGGGUGGCGUGGACACCAGCGUGCAGCGCUCAAGGAAGCGCUUGCAGUGCUGACCUCGCUGGACCAGGGCUCGGUGUCUGCGGCGGCGCGGACGUACUCUGCGGUCGGGCUCCAGCGGGCGCUGGUGACUGUGUAUGGUGAGCUGGGACGGGUCGAGCUGUGCGGCAAGUCGCUGGCGCUGGCGUCGUCGUACCUGACGUCUGCGCUCAACCGGCUGCGAGCUUCCUCGCUCCGGGUCUCGUGCCCAUCGCCGCAUGCUGCAACAGGGGUAGAGGCCUACGGCAUGUCGUUCUCGGAGGCGUCGGCGGCGGCUGGGCUGGCGCCGUUUGUAGACGCGCACCUCUCGCUGCUGUUCGGCACCAUGUCGGAGCUGAUGGUGGCACGUGGUGACCUGUCUGCGGGCAAGGACUACGUGGCGCGCGGCAUCGAGGUGCAGGAGCACCAUUUGCGGCGCGACGGGGUGCCGCACGCAGCGCUCGGCGAGCACUACAUGCAGAUGGGCCGGAUUCUGGCACGGUCGCACAUGCACUCGGAAGCACUGGACUGGUUCGGGUGGGCCAUGCACGUGUUUGAGCGGGUGUACGGAGCUGUGCUCGCGUUGCGCGGGCCCGAGGCGACGGCGACUGCGAUGUGUGCGUUGGCGUCGCCCCCGGGUGCGUCGCGGGCAGCGGUGGCGAUGGGCGAGGUGCACGCUGCACUGGCGGACACGCUCUAUCAACUGGGCUACUUUGACAUGGCUGAGCUCCACUACGGAUACGUGGUGCGGCUGGCAGAGGCGGCCAAAGAGGAGGCAGGCGGCGGAGCGUUUGUGUCGUCGGUGCGCUCGCGACUGGCGCUUGCAGCGGCCAAGGCGCGCGAGGCGAUCGGCGCGAUCUGCAACAUCCAGGAGCGGUUCAGCCUGGCGGCCGAGGCGUAUGCAAUGGCGCUGGCGGCGUACGACCAGGUGCUGAGCGAGUCGGCGGCUGCCGAGGCAGCCAACCAGGACGAGCCGUGGAAGGCAGGUGGCUCCGUCCGCGGGCGUCCCGCAACAACCGGGAGCACCGGCUCGGGCGGCUCGAGCUCGACAUCUGCGGCGUCGUCGUCCGCAGGCGGGCGGGUGAGCCGCGACGAGGAGGCGCGCCGGCGGGCCGAGGUCGAGCUGGACGCCGGACGGUGCCGGUUUAACGCCGGGUUUGUGGCCAAGGCGCUCAGCCAUGCCGAAGAGGCGGUGAGCUACUUUGAGGGCGCGCAUGCAAUCUUUGCGCGGGUGCUUGGCGCAACCCACCCCGAUACGGUGCUUGCGAGGGCGGAGAGCAAGCGGCAGACCGAGAAAGCGGCGGCGAGCUGAUCAAUCAGCUCAACACAGCGCAUGGUGGCCUACGACUCGUGAUAAAAGGCAUGAAGAGUGCGGA
Messenger RNA from Thecamonas trahens ATCC 50062, 4257 nucleotides. RefSeq lists its product as uncharacterized. The record is from RefSeq and is a predicted model, not a curated record. Lineage: Eukaryota; Apusomonadida; Apusomonadidae. The coding region runs from base 45 to 4193 and encodes 1382 amino acids. Gene Ontology annotation, molecular function: protein binding. Gene Ontology annotation, biological process: intracellular signal transduction. The transcript is spliced from 2 exons.